Molecule: messenger RNA, 819 nt
Organism: Dendrobium catenatum
Lineage: Eukaryota; Viridiplantae; Streptophyta; Magnoliopsida; Asparagales; Orchidaceae
Product: DNA-directed RNA polymerase III subunit rpc3
Exons: 6
Coding region: 136-819 (227 amino acids)
Cellular component (GO): RNA polymerase III complex
Molecular function (GO): single-stranded DNA binding
Source: RefSeq, a predicted model, not a curated record
UUCUUUUGAGCCGAAUAUCAACGGUCCGCCAAUUUCUUCUUCCUCACUGCGGAGCCAGGGCCAGAUUCUGCCCGCCCGUUCUCGAGCUGUAGAGACCGCUGCGCUUGCUUUCUUAUUGUUCUUAUUGUACCGGAAAUGGUGGGGCAGCAGGGCGUCAGGUAUACAAUCAGCCUUAUUGCCACCCACUUCGGCGACGUUGUCGCUGUUUGCGAAUGCCUCAUUCGCCGUGGCUCCCUCAGUUUCAUGGAGGUUGUUCGCUUCACCGAGCUCCACAAAGGACAGGUGAAGGACUGUCUUCUUGUUCUUAUCCAGCACAACUGUGUCCAGGCCUUUUCGAUCCCCAAAACAGUUGGGAUGGGCGGCGCCACUAAGCCCGUCACACUUUACAUGGCCAUCUUUGACAACAUCAUCCACCGAAUGCGAUUCUCCAAGUUCUUGCAAAUAGUUAAGGAGCACCUCGGUAACCAGUGUGCAGAACUUCUAGAGGGGUUUCUUCAGCAUGGCAGGCUGACUUUUGAGUUGCUUUACGACCGAGCAUCAGGCCUAAGUGGAGGCAAAGCAAAAAGAGAUGACGUGCUUGCUACAUUCAAUAAGCUUGUACAUGCACAUUACCUGGAGCGUUGCCCCAAGGGUGAUCCCUUCCUUGAGACGGAUGCCAAUGAUGAGGUUUCAUUUGUAAGAAAGCGCACUAGGGUUACCGGGUUGCACGACCUGACCCACGAACAUCUACGGAACGCUGGAGCUAAGCACGACGGAGGCCCGGUCCGGCCAGAGGCUGCAGAUGCAGGAAACCUGGACGGCUGGACGCAGGAAUCCUGA